UUCAAGGCAAGACUUGUAGCGCGGGGGGACAUGCAGAGGGCUUCGAUUGAUUUUGGAGAAUUGUUUGCACCCACCGUAUCAGUGUCUAGUGUGCGCUUGUUGGCAGCAUUAGCGUGUGAGCAGAAUCUUGACUUGUGCCAUUUCGACAUUCAGCAGGCUUUUGUGCAGUCUGAGCUUGAUGAGGAUGUUUUCAUGCGCUUACCGCAGGGGUGUGGUAGGUUAUCUGGCUUGAUCGUGAAGCUAUGCAAGAGUCUGUAUGGUUUGAAGCAGGCAUCACGACAUUGGCAUUCGCACCUGACGAGGUGUUUGUUACUUUUAGGUUUUUUGCAGUGUCUGGCAGAUGCGUGUGUUUUUCGAUUGAUGGAGGAGGGACAUGUGAUCAUGAUCAUCGUGGCCCACGUGGAUGACAUUCUUUCUGUAGGGCAGAAGACGAGGUGUGACAAGUUUGGCAGGGAUCUCAACGAGAUGGUCCCCGUGAAGAACCUUGGAGAGUUGAGGUGGUACUCUGCGUGCUUUUACGAGAGAGACGUAGAGAGAGGGCUGUUGAGGAUUUCGCAGCAGAGGUUUGCCGAAGAGUUGGCUGCAGAGUACGGAAUUGAGUGGGGGAGGAGUGUGCCCUUGCCUGUGAGCGUGAAGCUCACCGACUUNCUAGAGAGAGGCCUUUUGAGGAUCUCGCAGCAAAGGUUUGCCGAAGAGCUGGCUGCAGAGUAUGGCGUUGAGUGGGGGCAGAGUGUGCCUCUGCCUGUUAGCGUAAAGCUCUCUGACUGUGACGUGAAUGAAGCGAGUGCUGAUGUCCCUUUUCGCGAGUUGGUGGGAUCUCUGAUGUGGUUGGCCACUCAAACAAGGCCGGACAUCGCGAACGCAGUACGAGCAGUAGCGCGGUAUUGUGCAUCUCCCAAGAUGGUGCACUGGAAGGCAGCACUCGGUAUUUUAGGGUACGUACGGAGGACGAGUUGGAUGGGGAUUACAUUUGAGAGGGGAGUGGUGACUGGGAUGAGCAUGCAGGUGUUUGUGGAUGCCGACUAUGCAAGCAAGGCGGCAGACCNCGUCUCCCAAGAUGGUGCACUGGAAGACUGCACUCGGUAUUUUAGGGUGUUUGUGGAUGCCGACUAUGCAAGCAAGGCGACAGACCGUAGAUCGNUUGCGUUGCACCGUGACUUUGUGAUGAACUUGCAGUGA
Molecule: messenger RNA, 1179 nt
Organism: Ectocarpus sp. CCAP 1310/34
Lineage: Eukaryota; Phaeophyceae; Ectocarpales; Ectocarpaceae
Source: the annotation of a GenBank genome assembly